UCUUGUUUAAUAAAGCGCGUAGCUUGCCGCCAGUUUUAGUGUUUAGUGAACAUUUUUCUAUAGAAAUGUAUGAAUAGUGUCAUGAUUUGUUAUGAAGCGCUGUAGUCAUGGACUGUCUACGUUACCUAAGAUAGUGUCUUGCAAGAAUGUUGGGCACGUGUCCUGUGGAAGUCUGGAUCGUGUGAUUGAUGGCAGCUCUGGCAGUUUUCCGUCAUGCCUGCAGCGGUCCUCUGUUCUGGGGCUGGGGAUCUGUUCUGUGCGGCCUGCUGGGGUCUGUAUUUGUUCUGCUGCUGCCUUUAGCAGGAAUAGAGGAGCAAUGCUGUGCCACACUGAAGGGUCUUGCUCUUCUGCGCUGCCAGCUGUGGGGGGGUGUGCAGCGGCCUGUGGUGCACACCACCAGCCUGACGGUCCCUUUCACUGCACUAGACCUCCUGCCACAGAAAGUCAAGCCCAGUAAAGAGACUCAGCUGGAGGCAAAGGCGGCUCUCCAGCAGGCUUUGGAGAUGAGGAAAAAUGGCAAGAGGGAGAAAGCUCAUAAGCUGCUCGUCCACGCGCUCAACAUGAACCCGGAGUUUGUGGAGGCGCUCACUGAAUUAGGAACCAUACUGGAGGAGGAAAAAGACGUCGUCCAAGCAGACCACCUGUACACCAAGGCCCUCGCCAUCUCGCCCUGCAACGAGAAGGCUCUGGUGAGCAGGGAUCGCACGCUCCCGUUAGUAGAGGAAAUAGAUCAGCGCCACUUUGGAAUCAUCGAUGGAAAGGUGCGACGUCUCAUGUCCAUACCCAAAGGCAACUCUGCUCUGCGCAGGGUCAUGGAGGAGACCUACUACCAUCAUAUUUACCACACCGUAGCUAUUGAAGGCAACACGCUCACGCUGUCCGAGAUUCGCCACAUUAUUGAGACCAGAUACGCCGUUCCAGGAAAGAGUCUUCAAGAACAGAACGAGGCAAUUGGCGUCGACGUGGCCAUGAAGUACAUCAACACCACACUUCUGUCCCGCGCUGGAGCGAUCACUGUAAAUGACAUCCUAGAGAUACACCGACGGGUCCUAGGCUACGCCGAUCCCGUCGAAGCCGGACGAUUACGUGCCAGCCAGGUGUUCGUGGGCCAUCACAUCCCACCGCAUCCGCGGGACUUGGACAAGCACAUGCAGGAGCUGGUGCAGUGGUUGAACUCGGAGGAAGCGCUGCAUCUCCACCCGGUGGAGUUGGCAGCUCUCGCGCACUAUAAACUGGUUUACGUUCAUCCGUUCGUGGAUGGGAACGGACGGAUGUCUCGCCUGCUCAUGAAUUUAAUCCUAAUGCAAGCUAGUUAUCCGCCGAUCACCAUUCGGAAAGAGCAGAGGAUGGAGUAUUACACCGCCCUGGAUACUGCCAACGAGGGCGACGUAAGGCCCUUUAUUCGCUUUAUCGCGAAAUGCACUGAAAUUACACUUGAUACGCUACUGAUAGCCACAAGUGAGCAUGCAGUGGGGCUCCCCGGGGCUAGUCAUCACGCCUGUCCUGACUGUAAACACACCAUACCUGUGCAUAGCUGAUAGAUGUAUAUUGGUAAGUGGAAAAAGAUUGCAUGUGGCAUAAAUUGAAGUGCCAUAUCAGCCUCUGUACCGACCUUCUACUGCUAGCAUGGGACCUACAUGGAUAAACUGUUGAUCCAUUUCAAGUUUGUGCAGUUACUGUGUAGCUUUAUUCGUUACAAAUCCUUUGUUGACUGUUCGAAAUGUCCACGUUUUAGCCUCUACUUUGUCGUUUUGAAUUUGAAAUGAAAGAAAAGUUCUUCUUAUUCACUGAAUGAACAGUAUUAGGUCAGAUCUUCAGCAGCUACAUCCUUCUGCAUGUGAGUUAAUGAUAAUGUUGCAUAAAUGAACUGCUGUCUGCUGGGAACAAUAUUCAUACUCAUAUUUUUGUGCACUUUUUUCUAGUCUCAAUGCAAGCUCGAGUUAAUCUCUUUUGAAGUUUGCUUGGAAAAAGGACAGGUCUGUUAAAUGUGAGAGAUUGCAGUUCUUUAGUGAUGUUUUUCAGAUGCUUUACUAGCUGAAGUGCAUUUUGUGAACGGCUUGUUACAUUUGUCACUUACAAGCUGGCAGGUUACAGCAAAAAAAGAAGUUCAAAAAUUAAUGUCUGCCAAAGCCAGUUUGAGUAAUAGUUAACCUUUAACAUUACUUAGAAUAUAAUCUGAUUUUUUUUGAGGUUCUUUAAAGUUUAGUUUAAGAAAAAUCAUUUAUUUUGAGAUGGUACUCAAGUCUAUUUUCAUAUGAUAAUGAUUGUUCCAUGAUU
Sinocyclocheilus rhinocerous is the source of this 2277-nucleotide messenger RNA. RefSeq names its product adenosine monophosphate-protein transferase FICD-like. The transcript has 3 exons. Bases 189 to 1538 code for a protein of 449 amino acids. The record is from RefSeq and is a predicted model, not a curated record. Gene Ontology annotation, molecular function: protein binding. NCBI's taxonomy places the organism in Eukaryota, Metazoa, Chordata, Actinopteri, Cypriniformes, Cyprinidae.